CAAUACAAGGUGUUCAUUCUUGACAUCCCCUUCAACUUCUAUUCUCUUUUGAAACACUUAGAAAAGAAAAAAAAAAUGUCUGCGUUCCUUUUGCUUUUCCUAGUUUUUUCUUCUCAGUUGAUCGGUGGACUCAAUACACCUCUACCAUCUCCAAUCUAUGGAAACCUCGUAACCAUUCUCAGCAUAGAUGGAGGUGGUAUAAGGGGUAUCAUUCCAGCUGUAGUUCUUGACCACUUCGAAAAGGCUCUUCAGGCAUGGGAUAAAAGUGCAUCACUAGCAAGUUAUUUUGAUGUCAUAGCAGGGACUAGCACAGGAGGACUCAUGACUGCUAUGCUCACUACUCCUCACCCAGACGACCCCACUCACCCUCUGUUUACUCCCAGCGGAAUCAUAGAAUUUUAUAAAAAAUACGGUCCUUCUAUAUUCAAUGAAACUAGUGGUUGGGAUAAUGCAUUCCCGGGUCCCAAGUACGACGGCAAGUUCUUACAUAAUAAAGCACGUGAGUUGCUGCAGGAUACGCGAUUGAGCCAGACACUGACCAAUGUUGUAAUACCAACCUUCGACCUUAAGAAACUUCACCCAGUUAUAUUCUCAAACUUUCAGCUGAAGACAGUUCCUAGCUUUGAUGCGAAGCUGUCAGAUAUAUGCAUUGGGACCUCAGCAGCACCAACUUAUCUUCCACCCUAUUACUUUGAGAAUGAUGGCACUGAAUUCAAUUUGGUUGAUGGUGGCGUUGCAGCAACUAAUCCGGCCAUGGCUGCUGUCAAUGAAGUGAUAAAGCAACAGAAGCUGGAAAAGAAUCUCGACAUCAGUUAUAAAAAGUCAAAUGAAUAUACCAAAAUCCUGUUAUUGUCUAUAGGCUGUGGAACUGCGAAGGCUGUGGGUUAUGAUGCCCAAGUUGCAGAUCAGUUCUCAGCAACUGUAUGGGCGGGGUCAGGCCUUGCAACUAAUGCUUAUGAUUAUGCUUCUAAAGAUAUGACUGAGUUUUACCUUACCACAGUCUACCCAGGCCUCCAAUCUUCUGACUACUACCUUCGAAUUCAGGAAUAUAACUUGGAUCCAUCCAUGGAUGCCCUCGAUAAUGCCACUGCUAUGAACUUGGAAAAUCUUGAAAAGGUUGGACAGAACUUGCUGAAACAACCAGUUUAUAGCAUGAAUGUGACUACUUUUCAACCAGAGGAAGAAAAAGAAUGGGGAACAAAUGCUAAAGCUCUUAAAAGGCUGGCUGAGGUUCUGUACACUGAGAAGCAGCUGCGUUUGAGGAAUAAAUCGAAGGAAAAAAGGGGACGACCAUUUAUUAAAGCUGUUACAGACCUGUUUGACCGUUCUUAGGCAUGAAGAAUAAAUAUACUAGAAUAAAUGCCAAGGUGCAUAGGCUUGCACUAUAUAUGUUGUGAGUUCUGUGCUUGAUGGAAAAUAAACAUAUCAUGCCGUAAAUAAAUCAUGGAUGGAUCGUGAAUGUUAGAGUAUUAUGAAAUUGGUCCUGAAUUUCUAUUUCUUGCCUUUUA
Molecule: messenger RNA, 1508 nt
Organism: Glycine soja
Lineage: Eukaryota; Viridiplantae; Streptophyta; Magnoliopsida; Fabales; Fabaceae
Product: patatin-like protein 1
Exons: 7
Coding region: 76-1332 (418 amino acids)
Biological process (GO): lipid metabolic process
Molecular function (GO): glycerophospholipase activity; monoacylglycerol lipase activity
Source: RefSeq, a predicted model, not a curated record